CGGGCCGAGAAGGCCAAUCUCACCAACAUGCUGGAGAGCGUGAUGGCAGAGCUGACCCUGUUGCGCACCAGGGCUCGGAUUCCAGGCGCGCUGCAGAUCACCCCGCCCAUCUCGGCCAUCACCUCGAAUGGGACCCGACCGAUGACCACACCCCCAACCUCUCUGCCUGAGCCUUUUUCGGGAGACCCGGGCCAGCUAGCAGGGUUCUUGAUGCAGAUGGACAGGUUUAUGAUCUUCCAGGCCUCCCGCUUUCCUGGGGAGGCCGAGCGAGUGGCGUUCCUCGUGUCCCGGCUGACUGGGGAGGCAGAGAAGUGGGCGAUCCCCCACAUGCAACCUGACAGCCCCUUGCGAAACAACUAUCAGGGGUUCCUGGCAGAGUUGCGGAGAACCUACAAGUCUCCGCUCCGGCACGCGCGGCGCGCCCAAAUCAGGAAGACUUCUGCCUCCAAUCGGGCUGUGCGGGAGCGGCAGAUGCUGUGCCGCCAACUGGCCGCCACGGGUACGGGGCCCUGCCCUGUGCACCCAGCCUCCAGCGGGACUAGUCCAGCGCCCGCCCUGCCCACCCGAGCCCGGAACCUUUGAGAACCGGCCACCGCCCUGGUUGCACCUGCAGCUACCAGGUAGCAUAACCCCUUGGCUGCGUAGAAGAAGUGUCCCUACAACAGCAUCGUUCUUGUUUGACGACGCCCUUCCUGCCUCUCCAGACCUGUUCCAGAAGACCUGCAUCCUCUUGGGUGCCCCGUUACCCGCCUCGCUGCCUAGUGUGACGUGCUAGGUUUGUGCCCACGCCUCAGCGCAUGCGUCCCCUCCCUUGCUUGCAACCCCCGCUCUUCCGGUGACCACAGCUCUGCUGCUCGGUCACACCGACUCCACAGCACGCUCCGCACCAUGUGGGCUGACCUCUCCAAGCCUGACUCGGUUCACAGACUCUCCUAGUCCACCCUCUUCAGACCCCACGGCAGCUCCCCACCUGGGUGCCCUGUUCUCACUGAUGACAGAGAGAAGCCACUUUGGCCAGGCUGGUGCCUUGAUGUGGGGACCUGGAGAGGUGGUCUCCAGCCCUGCAGUGCCCAGUGUAGCAGGCAGGGGCCUUGUCCCUGCUGUCGGUGGCCAGGUGAUCACUGCUUGGAGUGUAGUUCAGCAUUUCUGGGGCUCCGCUUCACUCUGCACAUGAGCACGCAGUCAGUAUGCCCAUGUUGGCCCGGAAAGACUGAACAUGCAGGUAAAGGGAGAAGCACCUCCAUGAAUGCCUGCCUUUAGCUGCCAGUGGUCUGAUGGCACCAGGAGUUUUGGGACUCUGGAACUUGGCUGCUAAAGGAGGUCAUUGUGACUUGGGGCCACUGGGCAGUUCCAUCAGGCUGCCACAGGCAGCACAUUCGUGCACUUCCGUGCCUGAGCGCCACUGCAGGCUGAAGGGUGGACACUCGCGGCUCAUUUUGCUGCCCUGGACCUCCAGUGGGAAUCGCCCCUAGCUGCUAGUGUGUAGUCACCCCUCCUCUUUGUCCCAUGUCACUGGGUAGUGGGCCUUGUCUAGCUUGAGACUUGUUCCCUUCUCCGUUCAUGGGACAUGUGGCCUUCACCUCAGCCCCUCAGCCAUUCACAGCAUCUCUGGGUCUCUGGAACCUCCCUGUAGGAUGCCGUCCCUGUGCCUCGGCUGUCCAUCAGCUGCCCAACCUUUGCCCAAGAAAACAUGGACUCAGCUGGAGACCCGGUUCCUCUGGGAUGUCUCCUUAAGCAGCGAAGGCAAGGGCGUACUGGCCUCUGGAAACCAGGGCCCUGGUGGCUUUUGUAAAGGAAGAGAACUGCAGAUUACCUGCGUCCCGAUGUGACAGGGCAGACCUGGCACUCGUGUCCUAAUCCUGAGGGACAAAGCUAGACCUCUUAGUGGUGGACAGCCUUGUCCUUCUUCACAGGGGAUGCCCAGAAAUCUCUUUCUAAGUGAGACAUUGGUGAGCCCUUUGGCUGGUGACGCUCCCUCCAUAUUUCAUUGCCAAAUGGAUUGCAUUUACGUGACCACCUAGACAAUGGGGGGAGGUGAGGUAUCUUCCCCUGGGUUCCUCUGCCUUGUUCUAAUGGUCCCGGCUUCACCGUGGGACUGCCUCUGUACCCACCCAAAGGCAUAUGUCUUGGGAUACCCAGAGGUUGGGCCCUAGGGUCCAUACUUACUUCCUAAGAGUUCUGAUGAUGCUGGGAAAAGUGACUGCGUUCCUGAAGCAACCAGGGCCUUGGCAAGGUCAAGGAUAUCAGUGGUUGCUGGUGUCUGUGGAUCACUGCCACCCACUAAUUGUAAACUCUGUUAGCCCAGUUGCCCUGCUGAACAACUGCCUGAAUACAGGCUCAGGCCCCCUGGAUGCCAGCCAAGGCUGUUCAGGCGGGACCAUGGUGCUCAUUAAGCAUGAAGGGGGAAGGACAGAGUGGAGCCACCGUUCUGGGGGUGGGACCUCUGAUGGGGGUGUGCAGAUCGCGUUUUCUUUGUGCUCAGUUUUCUCUCAUCUGCCUGUCAGGUAGAGGUGGCCACAGAUGACGGGGUACAAUGGAACCUGAGGCAAAGCAAGCCUGCAGUGGUAAUAGACACCUUGAAGAUGUCCAUGUGGUUUAGCCCAGCGGGGUAGGUGACCCAGCAUGGGAGCAGGGCGGGAAGUCUGGGAUCUCAGCGGCCCCUGGGUCUACCCAAGUGCAGUUUAGAAACGCUUCGUCUGCAUUAGGUGCUGAGCUUCAGUGCUGCUCCCGUGCCAGCCAGGGCGAGGCCCGUAGACCCCGGCUGGCCUUGCUGCCUGUCCACACCGUGACCUGGCCCGUUGUGUGUGGUUGGCGUGCCCAGGCCAGGCUGCUGCUCCGGCUUCAUUUCGCUUGGUGAUUUGGUUGCGUUUCGUCUUGGCGCUGACGUGUGUAGGCUUGGGAUUGGUGCUGAUGUCUAUCUGUGACCUUGACCGCUUCCUGCAACUUUGGAAACAGGCAGACGAGAGAGGCUCAGGGGGUUUCCCCCACACUGGACUCGGAAGACGCUCCACACUGGGGGCCAGUGGCUGUAGUGGCAGACCCCCAGGCCCCAGCUAAAGAGGAAGGGACCCAAGCUCCGUGCGGCCCAGAUCAAGGCCGCAGUGACUGGGAGGGUCAAGAUGGAGAAGGACGUGGGGGACAGGAGCUGCUCUGUACAUACUUCGCAGUUAUCAUUUCUCUAAGUUUAAGGGAACAGGUAUUGAGGGACAGGCAGUUAGUAGCAUUAAUGCAUGUGAGGGACAGUUACGUUUUUCAUGGUGUUGACAUUGGACGAUAUUGUGACUGCUGUCUGGUCUACAUGAUACCCAUCUGGUAAGUUAGCUGCAUAACAGGGCAUCGUUUGAGAUGGGACUCGGAAUAAAGGGUGACUCCCUAGAGAUGAUGACAAAAGGUGGGGCUCCGGGGAAGGAAGCACAGAGCAGACUGUUGGGCUCGCCAGUCGGGGAGAAGAUUGGGGUUCAGGGAGGUCCAUCAUCCACUGACCGGAGAUGCCAUCUUCUGCAUCAUCUCAGGGUCCUAACAUCUGGUGUGGCAGCUGGCACAGCACAGAUGACGUAGAGACGGGAGGAGCCCCAACUCCUGACUUGGAUAUCUCUAACUCCUUUCCAUAAACAAGUAACAACUUAUAGGUCUUUUCAGCAAAACUACAGGUUAUAGAAAUUUUGGAAAAUAGAGGAAAGAGAAAAGUAAAAUGUAACAUUUUGGUGUUUUGCCUUCCACGCCCCCACCCCACUCCACCCCCAUUUUAUUACUCAUUUUAUUCUGAAAUGGCCAUGUGCUCCAUCAAGUAGAUGGACAGCAGUGCCCAUCGCUGAUCACUGCUGUUACUGAUUUUUCACUGUUAGAAAUUGAUGCAUAUCUUUGUGCAUAAAGCUUUUCCCAGUGUCCCGGUUUUUCCUUAGGGUAGAUUCCCAGAGGCGGGCUUAUUGAAUUAAAGAAUAUGAAAACCGUUGAGGCUUUUUGUGUAUUGACAAAAUGGUUUCCAGAAAUGUAUCCAUUUACACUGCCACCAGCAAGGAUUAAUGCGCCCGUUUUGCCAUCUUGCCAGCACUGAGUAUUAUCAUCUGGCUAACUAUUUGCUAAUUUGAUAAUGAAAAAAUGGCAUUGUGUUUUAGUUUGCAUUUCUUUGAUUUCUAGCGAAGUCUAACAUCUUUUCAUGUCAAGCAGCUGUAUUUCCUCUUUUGUGGAUUGUCAGUGUCUUUUGCUCUUAUCUACUGGGAUCUGAUAAAUUGGAGCUCGUUAUAUAUUAAAGAUAUUAACCUAG
Molecule: messenger RNA, 4264 nt
Organism: Hipposideros armiger (great roundleaf bat)
Lineage: Eukaryota; Metazoa; Chordata; Mammalia; Chiroptera; Hipposideridae
Gene: RTL6
Product: retrotransposon Gag like 6
Exons: 1
Coding region: 28-582 (184 amino acids)
Source: RefSeq, a predicted model, not a curated record